Sarcophilus harrisii (Tasmanian devil) is the source of this 6139-nucleotide messenger RNA. It is a transcript of the gene RGS22, whose product is annotated as regulator of G protein signaling 22. Gene Ontology annotation, biological process: regulation of signal transduction. NCBI's taxonomy places the organism in Eukaryota, Metazoa, Chordata, Mammalia, Dasyuromorphia, Dasyuridae. Gene Ontology annotation, molecular function: G-protein alpha-subunit binding. The coding region runs from base 1108 to 4869 and encodes 1253 amino acids. The record is from RefSeq and is a predicted model, not a curated record. The transcript is spliced from 27 exons.
AUAAAAAUAAAAAGUUAAGAGUUAUCCAAAAGUGGAACAGGUUCUUCCUGAGAAGGAGUUGCAACGUUCACCACUCCUACUGGUCUUUAAAUAGAGGCUAGAUGAGUACUUGUCUUUGUUAUAGCGGGGACUCCUUUCAUGGAUGAAUUAGUAUCUACAGCUCGAGAGCCCCAACUCCUGAAUUAUGUGAUUCUGAGAGCAUUCCAGGGAUGUGAGUAAUUGAUGAAAACUCAAGCCGUCACAAGAAGCUUCAGCAUCCUCAGUCUCGUCACAAUUGAGCACUUUGGUGGAACAUGUCCAGCCAACCUUUAGGUGCCAUUGGAACAGGGUGAACCUUUACCUUUGGCCCUAUCUGCUCCCCAGCCAGGUCUAGUACCUGGUGAUCGUUGGGGGGAGGUGGACAAGACCCCUUUCCUUCUCCAGCUAACGGGAGACUUGAGUAACAGUAGCAUGGAAGUGUGAAGGACAGUGACGAGGUCAGAAUUCCUGAAGCCGGGCAACUUCAGGGCUCUGGAAGGCUCUCAAAUUUUCCUAAUCCGCAAACUCUCCACCCCGCUUCCCCUUUGGCUAGGGCGUUCGUUCCCAAGGAGCUACAGCGUCUUUUUCACGCUUUGCAUUUGAAUCGAGGUUGCUAAGCUGGGUUAGGGAAUCCAGGAGCCGGGCUCGACACAAGCCGGAAAGCUUGGAGGCUGCAAAGGAAGGAUCUGCAGAGGCCGGAGACCCCUGGCUCCCUCCCAGGGUGGUGACCACUCCAUCUGAUCAGAGAGGCUGGUGGCUUCCCCGGCGUGGGAAGUGUGUCAGCAGCAGCAGCAACCGCACCUCCACCGGACCCCGGUGCCUGAGGGCGAGGCCGGCCCCGCAACGCGCGCUCAACCCACCCCGGGCGGGCUCGCGACAAGGUCCCUGGAAGCUCUCACCACAAGUCCCUCCCCCCGUUCCCUUUUCCCUUUCCCCUUCCCCCCCUCCCCCUCUCCCUGUCCUGUCCCCCGCCCCACCAACAGCAGCAGCAAACCAACGUGCCUCGGGCUAAUAGAGCACUAACCACCGCAGCCGGGAGGGAGGAAGGAGCCUCCCCCAAGGAGGAGGGGAAGAGUCCGCAACACGGCUAUGCGGGAGAAACGGCUCACCACCGAGCCACCAGUUAUAACAGCAGAAGGAUUUGAAAAUUCUUUAGCAACUGAUGGUUUGCUUGUAGACUACUUCAAUGAAUUUUUAAGUCUUCCAACUUUUUCAGAAGCAAUUAGAUUCAAUGUGGACUAUGGAGUUUUUGAAGUACUUAAUGAUGCCCCAAAUAUUCUAGAAAAGCAACUGAAAAGAAUUCUACGUGAACAAAAACCUCGAAAUCCCAUUUAUGAUGUUAUAAGGAAAGAAAAAUGUGAUAUAAUACCUAAUAAACCAAUUAGCCCUACUAAACAAAGCACUGUAAAGAUCAACUAUAAUAUUAUGUCUCUCAACCGUGAACAAAGUAUCCAGUGGAUUAAGAAAGAGAGACUUCCAGCAUUUCUGGAAAGUGAUUGUUACUUUGAAUACAGGUUAGCUAAACUCAUAUCACAAGUGAGAUGGAGCAGAUCAGGCAUGAAAAUGCACAUAGAUUCUCUUUAUAGGCCCUGGGUUACUAAAAAGCUAGAAGCUCCACCCCCUUCGAUUGCUGAAGAUGAAAAUGAGCUACUUAUGAAAAAAUACUACAUUUCGCUUGGCGAGGCUACAUUUACUCAGACACAAGAUUGGUUUACAAUGGCAAAACAAAGCCAGGCCACAGUGACAACCUUCUCAUCACCUACUAGUAUUAUCAGUUCUAGGAUUCAAGAGAAAGCCUUUGAGGGUGAUAACAUUUUUGAUGAACCUAUGAAGAAAGAUUCAAGCAUUGAUCCUGGAUCAUCAUCAGAAACUUUGAAUGAAAAAGGUUUUCUAUCUGUUAAAGACUCUCCUUCUCAUGCUCUUUUGAGAAUUUAUUUAGAAAGACAAGAGGUCAGUCAGGAUUUGGAAUUAUUUUUCACAACAUUUGAAGAAUUUAUAACUGCUUAUAUAAACUUUAUUAUGAAAUCAGCACUAGCAAAACUUGUUCAACGGCCACUUAAAGAAGAAGUUAUAAACUUCAAUAAUGUUUCACAAGUGGUGAUACAAGCUCCGAAGGAGAAUGUUGAAAGGAAAAUUUCACAUUUUUCUGUUGACAUCAAAAAGAAUGAGUUUGAUGAGAAUGUAGAGCUCGUGAGUUUAUGUUCAAGAACUGAAAGCAUCGGAGUAGAUGCCAGAGCCGAUUGGUGUCUUUCUCAUAAAACUUAUGACAUUGGCACCAGGAAAGAGUUUGAAAGAUUUAAGAAGUUUAUAAAAGGGACAUUAGGGGAGAGAUAUCGGUGGCUCUGGAUGGAUAUUGAAAGAUUAAAGGUUCUUAGGGAUGCUGGAAGACGUCAAAGACACCUUGAGAAGAUGAGAAAAUGCUAUCUAGUGAGUACUGGAGAGUGCUAUCUCACUCCAGAAGUCUUAAUAAAACUUAAUUUAAUAGAUGGAUCUUUUUGGAAUGAGCCACAUUUGAGAUGCAUUCAGGCUGACGUUGUGAAACCCUUACUUCAGUAUUGGGGACCUAGAUUCUGUGUAACACAUAAAUAUGAAAUAAAAAAUGCCAGUGCUGAACUGAAAUUCUGGCAUUCCCGCCAAGAGCAACCAAGGAAAGAUAUCGAUCCUUUCCCACAAAUGGUGACGCUUUUACCACUAAGACCUAAAUCUUGCAUGCCACAGAUUUCUACAUUAAAGAAAGAGGACUUCAUCCAACUACGGUCUUUGAAAUCUGCCAGGAAAUCUCUCAAGAAAUCUGAAAGAGCAGGCUCAGCAACUUUCAGAAAAUCAUCAGGGAAGAGUGAGGCUCCUGAUGAAAUAGCUGAGCAGGAGCUCACUGGGAAGAGUUCUAAGUGCAUGACUAUAAGCAGCAAAGUUAUUCGUUUAACAUCUUUUACUGACAUUUCUGAGUGUCUGAAGCCUCAGUUAGAUAGAAAAUUCAGCUAUACUGAAGAAACUACUGUUAAAAAAGCUCCAGCUGAUGCUGCCUUAUUUGGAUCUGAAAUGGAAAAUUUGCUGCAAUCUUUGUUUGUGGAAAAUAGAGCUGGAUACUUCUUCACUAAGUUCUGUGAACGUUCAGAGAACAAGCUUUGGAAGAACAGUGCAUAUUUUUGGUUUGACCUGCAGGCUUAUCAUCAACUAUUCUACCAAGAAACACUUCAGCCGUUUAAAGUAUGCAAACAGGCACAAUAUCUUUAUGCUAUGUAUGUAGCUCCUUCAGCUACCCUUGAUAUUGGAUUAGAGAAGAAAAAGAAAAAAGAGAUUUAUAUGAAAAUAGACCCACCAUUUGAAGAUCUUUUUGAUGCAGCAGAAGAAUACAUCCUACUCCUCCUUCUUGAACCCUUCAAAGAGAUGGUGAAAUCAGAUCAAAUUAAUUAUGGACAGGUGGAGCUGUUGCAACAAAAUCGACAGCUGGACUCCUGGUAUUUAAGAAAGCUGCAGGCUAUGCACAGAGAAUCUACUCCCAAGACUGAAGAGGAGCCCGUAUUGGAUUUACCACUCCCUUAUAUUCCUAAAGAAACACAACUUUGGAAUAAAGUUCCUAAGGAAUUUAGACAUCUCAACUUUAAUUAUCUGCUUACCAACAAGCUGGAGUUUGAACAUUUUCGUCAGUUUCUUGCUUCUCAUUCUGCUAGUAUGGAUCUCAUGUGCUGGACCGACAUUGAGCAGUUCAGAAGAAUACUUCAUCAAGAUAAAAAGCAAAGAGAAGCAAAAUCAAUAGAGAUUAAAAACAAAUACCUUAACAAGAAAUACUUUUUCGGACCCAACAGCCCAGCUACAAAAGAGCAACAAGAUGAGAUAAUGCAAUUAGGUGGUGGCUGGGGAAUGAUUCUUCAUGAUCAGCUGGCAUCACCUGUUCUGCUGGAAAUUCAAAAAUGUGUCCAAAGGAGGCUAGAAAACAUGUGGUUGCCCUUGUUCCUAUCAUGUGAACAGUUUGCAGCACGUCAAAAAAUAAAGUUGCAGAUGGAGGAUAUAGCUGAAGAAUUUAUACUCAAGAAACGUGGAGAGAAAAUUGGGGUCUGGAAGCCUGAGGAGAGUAAAUGGAUAUCUUCAUCUACUGACAUUAUUGCUUUCCGUAAAGCAUUAUUGAACCCUCUAUUAGCAAAAUUGUUUCAACAAUUUGUAUCACUAAAAGGAGAGUUAUUGGGGAAUGGAGUACUCUUCUGGCAAGAGGUUCAAAAAUAUAAGGACUUGUGCCAUUCUCAUUGUGAGGAUGCUGUUAUCCAGAAUAAGAUCACAACUAUCAUCAACUGCUUUAUUAAUUCCAGUGUUCCACCAGCUCUGCAAAUUGACCUUCCAUUUGAUCAAGCUCAGAAGAUUAUAGAGCACAGGAAAGAAUUAGGACCCUAUGUCUUUAGAGAGGCUCAGAUGACAAUUUUUGGGGUUCUUUUUAAAUACUGGCCAGAGUUUUGUCAGUUUCAAAGCAAUUUAACUGAUGAGAAAGUUAUGAGUACUUUAGAGAGAAGAAAAGAAUUUAAGAAAAAACAGGCCACUUCCAUUGAAGACAGCAAAACAAAGUUACAGGAUGCAUCAAGAACAGCAAGUGGUUCAGUUUCAGGUUCAGGGCGAAUAAGCAGCACCACAGGUUUAAAUAUGCAGGCAUAUAACCGCCAGCCUUCCUGGUGCUACUCAAAAUACAUAGAAGCUCUGGAGCAGGAGAGAACUCUGCUUAAAAUUCAAGAAGAUCUGGAAAAAAAGAUAACAACAAACAACUCAGCAGGCCCCUCAUCAACUAAUAAGGCUUUUGUUUCUUCAUCUUUGCAUAUGAAUGUAACGAAAUGCAAGGUAUUAGAAGACCAGCAAGGGGAGACUUGAAAUACAACUAGUCUAUGAAAUGAGGAGCCUGAAUGACUUUGAAUGAUCUAAGACAAGUCAACAUUAUAAAUAAAAUUUGAUUUCUUUUACUUUAAUGCUUUUCAAAUUAUAGGUAUUCAUAAAUGUUACAGGUGAGUCAUAAGAUAAAUGACUGUAGAUUAGCCUUCUAAUUUGCUUAGUAGAAUUAAAAUAUUUUGCUAUUAGUAACAUAGUAAAAUGACACUACCUUUAAACAACAAAUAUUUACUAAGUUUAUAUUGUAUCUUUUUGUCAACAGCCCUAGGCAAGAGCUAGGGUAGGGAGGGUUUAAAGAUUCAGACUGAUGAAUUUACCUCAUUUAAAGAGAUCUUUUUAAAUCUUUAUUGGUCAUCUUGGAAAAUAGCAUUUAUGAAACUUUUGGACAAAAUAAAAACCCCAUCAUCAACUGGGUUUCAAUUUAAGAUUGUUUCUAAGUUUGUAAAAUGUCUGUUUCAAAUAGCAUUUUUUAUAAAGAGACAGUUUCCAUGUUGUAAAGUCUUUUGAUCUCACUAAAAUUAUAUUAUCAGUUUGUAUUCUUAAAAUUAAGAAAAGUCAUUUUUUGUUGAUAUUUAUAAUGUCUGCACCAUUGACAAUUGUUUCUACAUGAUAAAUAAAUAAAAUCCUUCCCAUGUACCUAUGACCUCUUCUCAGAAAAUCACACACUACAGAAUGGUCUUGUCCCAGUACCCCCUGGCCCUUCAACAGCAAUUUUUUUUUAAUGAAUUUGGAAAAGUAUCUUCUAACAGAAUGCUUCUAUUUCACUUGUCAUUUCAUGUAUCCUGUGGCCUCUAGUGGCCAGUACAGGAUUUGGAAUAUUUUGGAAACUUAAAAGUUUGCUUCUUUUUAAUUACUUCUGCCUUCUCCUGUCACAUAAUUAUUUUAAGCCAAGGAAUCAAGAAAAGUACUAUAACAAUAAAAAUUGUGACCCUAAUUAGUAGUGUGGAUUUUGAGUAGUGUGGUUUGCAAGCAGCUCAAGAGUAACACUAUGAGACUCUCACUCUCACCCACAUGGACAAACACUUGUGGUCAGCAGACCAAAUCUGUCACACAAUAUGUUUGUCUUCUAUCUUGUAUUGUUACUUGUUUCUGAGCUGAAAGAUGUAUAAAAUUACGGGAAACUUAAUUCAUUACUCAGUCUGAGAAAGUUCAUACAAAAUGUUCUACUCAAUAAAUUUAUGGAAAACAUUAACAUGAAAGUGUUAUUGAUAUAGAUGCAUUGUUUUUGUAAUUAUGAAUAAAAAUAAAUUGGUGA